UUCAGUAAGCUCUGAGCUUUCAGCCGGUUCGUAUAGUAGCGCUGCAUGCUCCAAUAUUAUAUACAAAGCGGCAUCAAAGAAUAUCACCUUUCUCUCUCUCUCUCUCACUCUUUCACUAUUGAGUUUCUUCUCUUUUUUUAACUCUUAAUCGUAAUCAAGAUUUUUCUUCUUUUUCAUCUAAUAAUACGAUAAAAAAAUUGUGUCGCUUUAUAAUAUUGCUAUUCCAUGAAUCAUAAGCACGAGAGCAAUAAUAGAAAAGUGUCGCGUACCGUCGGACGUCGGAAAACUUUCCAUCCGUGACUUACGUGUUUCGUAAAGCUCGGUUAGGUACUUUAAAAAGAAAACUGGCUUUUAACAUCCUCGUGCCUGGCGAGAAAAUAACGCGGCUUAUAUCAGGCAAAUCGUCAUGAUUGCACGUGUUUCUUUGACGAGCGCACACCGUAUGGGGAAAUACAAUCGAGAUCACGUAAUAUCGAUCUCAUUGUGUUGGAUUUACUCUCUGAAAAUCCCAAUUGACUGAAGAGUUUUCACUCACACUGAAGUAACAUAUUAUAGAAACGGGGAAAAAGCGAAGACUAGUUUCAUAUUUCAUUGACACGUGAAUAACGAUUAUAUCUCUCGCGAGUGUCGUCAUAUAACAUACCCAUUCAUAUAGGCAUACAUAUAUGCACGUGAAAUCAAAAACUUUUUUCGUGAAAACGUAACUUUUUUCCUUCAUCCCUCCUACAAACUUUAUUUUUUUCCCCUCUGUACGACAGGCAUACGCACACAAACACAAAAAAUACUUUCUUCAAGGGGAAAAAAAAAUUUUCAAGGUCGUUUCUCUUCUGUAUACGUGAUGAAAGAAAUACUACAAGAGGACCUUUGGAGAUGAUGAAACGUCCAAGAUAACGGAAAUCGAUAAAUACAUUAAAUACACAGUAUAGAAAAUAUUGGUACAAGAUAUGAAUUUGUCGUUUAGGAAUUAAUUAUUAUAUCGAUGUUUGAUAAUGAGUCAAUGAAGAAGGGACGAAAGAAACAGAGGUGACAACAGCCAACAAUGUAAAAUAUAUGCAUCUAUACAUAAUAUAUGUAUAUUAAGGAGUGAAAGCCUUAUUGGCGCAUAUGCGGCCUUCUUCGAGGGGUUUUUUCUCUAUUUCGACGACGCUCGACGAUCGAAAAUACAAAGAAGCCAUCGGCUGCUUUUAUUCGAUGGCGAGGCUUGUAAAGCUGAGAUGAUAUGGAAACUGAGGAUGAUGUGGACGAGGAGUUGCCGAGAGCGGCGGGUCGUGAAGAGAUUAAUCACAACAACAAUAAUAAUUUCGAAGAAAUUGAAGGCAUGAAGAUCUCUGAGGUGCCAACGUCUUCCUUGAUUGCGGAUCAGGAGAGUUUCUUCGUAAUGCGAUCAUCAUCCUCCGACCUUUUGCCCGAAAUGAGCAUGAGUAGUAGCUUUAAUCCGGAUAAUAACCUCGACAAAGCCGAUGAGAACACGCACGUUGAAUCAAAAGUACAUUUAAGCACGAACAUGAAGACUGACGUAAGAGAUUGCGAGAUCUUAAGGCUUUGCAAAAGUAAGAGGGUAUCCUGUCAAGACACUAUUCACGAGUCCGAAGAGGACGAUGGCCUUACUAUGGAAAAAGUUGGAAAGUUUUUGGAGACACAUCCAACAGUAUUGGAAGCUUGGAUUAGAGAUAAGGCGAGCGCAGAAUUAAGAAUGUGGUUACAGGGAACAAGUUUGGCACCAAAGACAUCAACUUCAAGUCAACAUCAAGAAGAAAAUACGCUGAAUAGAAAUAAAAGAAAUAGCGUCACUUCGGAUUUAUUCCAAUCGUGGCUGGCGUCCAAUUCACCAGUAAAAAGAAGCAGAAGUCCAAGCAGGACCUCAAUGACAUUAAUGGGACGGCGGGAGGAAUUAAAUCGAUUGGACGAAGGAGAACUUUUCAUGGAAUUGAUACGAGACGUUGCUAAUGAGUUGGAUAUCAAUAUUCUUUGUCAUAAAAUUCUCGUUAAUGUUGGUUUACUCACUCAUGCGGACAGGGGUAGUUUAUUCCUGGCAAAAGGCCCUCCCGAGGAUAGAUAUCUCGUUGCAAAGUUAUUCGACGUCACGCAGGACACUGAGUUGGAUGUGGCAAUUCAGAAAGCGAAAAACGAGGAGAUCAAAAUUCCCUUUGGUGUUGGCAUCGCUGGCUACGUGGCACAAAGCAAACAAAUCAUAAAUAUCAAGGAUGCUUAUAAAGAUCCACGAUUUAACAGCGCCAUCGAUAUGCGAACGGGUUACAAAACUCAUUUGAUUCUUUCAAUGCCAAUUUGUAAUUACGAGGGUGAUGUUAUAGGCGUGGCUCAAAUCAUCAACAAAACUAAUGGCAGCAAUGAAUUCACCGAAAGGGAUGUUGAGGUCUUUCAAAGAUACCUAACCUUCUGUGGAAUUGGUAUUCAGAAUGCGCAACUCUUUGAAUUAUCUGUCCAAGAGUAUCGACGAAAUCAAAUACUACUUAAUUUGGCGCGAAGUAUUUUUGCCGAGCAAAAUAAUUUGGAGUGCCUCGUGUCAAAAAUUAUGACCGAGGCAAAAGAAUUACUAAAAUGUGAGAGAUGCGCUGUUUUUCUUUUGGAUGUUGACUGCGGAGAAGCGGGUCACCUGGAAAAAAUUGUGGAACGACCAGGAAGAAUGGUGCAAGAAGCAAGAAAACCACUUUCGAGAAGAGAGAGUAACAAUAUUCAAAUGGAGGACAUUUAUCACCAACACGGAACAAGCGAAAUCAACAAAUUUACAAUGGUUUUUGAAAUGGAAAAUGGAAAAGAAGAGGCGCGAGUUUACAGGCCAAGUGCUGAGGAUCUUUUAAAGCCAUUGGGACGAAUUGCAAAAUAUGUCGCAUUUUCGGGCGAAAUUCUAAAUAUCGGUGAUGUUGCGUCAUGGUUGAAAGUUCCAGUUGUGGAAACGGGAAGUGAACCUGCCAGAAGCAUUCUCUGCAUGCCAAUUGCCAAUGGACAAAAGGAUGUAAUAGGAGUAGCUCAAUUAAUAAAUAAGGAUAAUGGAUCUUCAUUCACCGACUCCGAUGUCUCUAUCUUUGAGGCGUUUGCCAUAUUCUGUGGACUUGGUAUUCACAAUACACAAAUGUAUGAAUCGGCCUGUAAACUAAUGGCAAAACAAAAAGUCGCACUUGAAUGUUUGAGUUAUCAUGCAACUGCCAACAAUGACGAUGCCUUAAAAUUGAUGUCAGACUCGAUAUCAUCAGCAGAAACUUACAACUUGUACAGUUUUACAUUCAUUGACUUUGGACUUACCGAUGACGAUACAUGUAGAGCAACCAUCAGAAUGUUUAAGCAAUGCGAUUUAAUUCAAAAGUUUCAUAUUCCAUACGAUGUUCUUUGUCGCUGGAUAUUGAGCGUGAAGAAAAACUACAGACCGGUGAAAUAUCACAACUGGAGGCACGCUUUAAAUGUGGCGCAAACAAUGUUUGCAAUGUUGAAAACCGGCAAAAUGGAGAAAUUAAUGAUGGAUUUGGAAAUUUUGGGUUUACUGGUCGCAUGUUUAUGUCAUGAUUUAGAUCAUCGUGGGACAAAUAAUGCAUUUCAAACAAAAACCGAAUCGCCAUUGGCAAUUCUCUAUUCGACAAGUACAAUGGAACAUCAUCAUUUUGAUCAGUGUGUAAUGAUUCUUAAUUCGGACAGUAACAAUAUUUUCCAAAAUUUACCAAUGGAAGAUUAUCGACAAGUAAUGAGAGUCGUGGAAAAUGCAAUUUUAUCAACAGAUUUGGCAGCGUAUUUUAAAAAGAAAAAUCGCUUCAUGGAAUUAAUUGAUGAAGGUGAAUUUGACUGGCAAAGCGAGGAGAAAAAAGAACUUUUGUGUGGAAUGAUGAUGACAGCUUGCGAUGUGAGUGCUAUCGCAAAACCCUGGGAAGUUCAGCACAAAGUAGCGAAAUUGGUGGCUGAUGAAUUCUUCGAUCAGGGAGAUUUGGAAAAAUUACAAUUAAAUCAACAACCAGUGGCGAUGAUGGACCGCGAAAGAAGAGACGAACUACCACAAAUGCAGGUGGGCUUCAUUGAGGCAAUUUGUCUCCCAUUGUAUCGAGUUUUAUCCGAAACUUUCCCCUGGAUAAAGCCACUUUACGAGGGGACAUUGGAAAAUCGAAAAAAUUGGCAGGAUCUCGCCGAGAAAGUUGAAAUGGGUUUGACUUGGAUUGAUCGUGACACAAUUGAAAAACCAGUCGAGGAGUUUGUUUCCUCAGAGCCAAAGGAUAUUGAAUUUACCGUAACGACAUUAAAUUGUGCGCACACCGAGAAAAAGGAUGGAUUCAAUGAUAAUAUCUCGGAUGCGACAAAAUCCUCGGCUUUAGGACGUUUCGCGUCGUUGCGAAAAGGUGGAAGAACAUUGAGUAAAGGUGUGAGAAGUCGACUCAGUCGAUCAUUAUAUUCGAGGAGUAAUUCCGAGGACGGUGGCAAAAGUAAGGAUCUACUUCCCGAAAGGAAGAAUAGAAAUAAAUUGUGUCUAUUAAUUUGACGGCUAACAUCGUCGACCUUGGAAAGUAUUCCCGAGUGAUCGGCGAUUUCUUUUUCCUUGUUAAGCCGUCAAACAGUGUCAAUUGUCCGUCUCGCGAUUUCAAAUUACAAUUUCAUUAUCUUCCCCACUCAAGGGACUUAUGGUCGAUCACUUUUUUUUGGAGGCCUUAAAGCGUGAAUUUCUGGCAGAACUUGAAAAAAUCAGAAUGUUGUCCAGAUUUCAAUUUUCAAAUUUUUAUUUUGGAAAAUCGAUAGAAAGAAGAAAAUACAAAUUGAAUUUCAUAUCCGAUCCAGGGUAAGAAGCUCAAAAGGACUAAAAAAAUCAAGAGUGCACUUGGAGAUGUGAAGUACCUGUGAAAAUCUAACUCUCAAAUUCAAUUUUAAGAGAAAUUUAUAUACAUUAUAGGAAUUUUUAAAUCGCUAGUAAUUUAAAUAAUAAAAAAAAAAAAAUCAAAGAUAAUUAUUAAAAAAUGCCUAUUUUUGUCAAAACAAAAAAGAGUUGGAUUUCCGGGUGCAUUAUAUAAUUCCAGAAAGCAGUAAAUUAAAAAAGGGAAAAGAAACACAAAGUGUAGAAACAUUAGUAAAUGGCUAGGCUAUUAGACUGUGAAAUUAAUAAAACGUCACCUCUCGUAACAUUGCUCACGAUAGUUUCGAAGUUGGCGAGAUGAAAGUUUAAAAACAAACAAAAAUUUGCAAAAAGAUAGAAAAAAGCUGUUAUACGUCGCAAAAGGAAAAAUAAAGUAGCACGAUCAAGUUUCAUCGCGAUUAGAUAAGUUAAAUUUUUGACAAUCUUUUUGUAUAAUUUGAAUAUAUCUCAAAAAGAAAAAAAAAUCUAGAAGAGAGUGAAUCGUUAAAAAAUUAGUGACAAGCUCUUUUUAGACUAAGCGGUAGUGAGUAAGUCUGAUUUUAAUUAUUGAUAUUAUAUAGCGAAAAACGUACUUUUUCACCACUACCUGUUAAAAAAAUGAAUGAUAUAUAAAAACUUAUUUAUUUGUACGAUAUGCAGAGUGUGAAACAAAUUCGUAGAUAAAUGAGAUACAAAAAAAUAUUUGUGUUACCUUCUCCAUUAAAAAAAAUUGAGAAUUAUUCAUUGUUAUUCAUUCAUAAAAAAAAGGAGAGAAAUAAGAUCAUAAAAAAAGAUGUUUAUAUUCAGUGUUCAUUAAAUGGAAAAAUAAUUAUUGCAUUUUUACUUCAUAAAUGCUCCCUUAAAAAAAGUACAUAAAAAAAUGAAAUAACAUUUAACAUGAAAAUAAGAUUUUAAAAAGCAAUUUUAUCUAAAAAUAGUGUCGAGAAUGGUAUAUUUGCGAUGUGAAAUGCAAUUACAUUGUUAUCACAGCAAUGUUAAGAAUAAAACGUUUUUCAAACUCAAAUUUUCCAUAUGUCCUUUUUUUCUCCAAGAAAAAAAAUUGUGAAAAUCAAAUUUGUAUAUUCGAAUGACAAAUCAAAAUAAACUACAUUAA
Molecule: messenger RNA, 5936 nt
Organism: Leptopilina heterotoma
Lineage: Eukaryota; Metazoa; Arthropoda; Insecta; Hymenoptera; Figitidae
Gene: Pde6
Product: cGMP-specific 3',5'-cyclic phosphodiesterase
Exons: 15
Coding region: 1220-4477 (1085 amino acids)
Biological process (GO): signal transduction
Molecular function (GO): protein binding; 3',5'-cyclic-nucleotide phosphodiesterase activity
Source: RefSeq, a predicted model, not a curated record